Molecule: messenger RNA, 2761 nt
Organism: Schistosoma turkestanicum
Lineage: Eukaryota; Metazoa; Platyhelminthes; Trematoda; Strigeidida; Schistosomatidae
Source: the annotation of a GenBank genome assembly
UAAUGAAUAAUGAUCUCGUAAAAUUUGUACGGAUUAUAUAAUUUCUAAAUUAAGUGAUUUUCUCUCAGAAUAUGAACACUUCUAAAUGUACAUGUCGUUGCACAUGUAAACCUACAGACCAUUCCGAUAUGGAUAAUCUACCUCGAAAUCAAUACUGUUCACAGCAGAUUUCUGAUAGCCACACAGAGGAUGACGUCAAUUCAACAAAUUUCACAGAGGAGCAAAAGAAUAUGAUAAUGAAAAUAGAAGCAUAUAACAGGGAAAUAAUAAAAGAGAUAGAAAGAUUACAAAUUGAAAGUGAGAAAACCAACGAUGCUAUAAACCUAUUAAAACACUCAAAUAUUGCACAAAGUUCCUUUCAAUCACCAGAGGCUCUUCAAAGAAAAGUAGCGUUAUAUAGCGAUGCCCAAUGUUAUAAUUCACGUAUAUCUGAUGCUAACACUUCUCCAUCGAACAUAAAAGAUAAUAGUUCCUGGUGUAGAAAUGACAGAGAACUAAUGCCCGAGGGUUCUCAACAAACAUUCCAAUCGAAUAAUAUUCAGUUAAUGAAACAAUUGGAAUCGCUAAGAAAUCGACAAUUGAAACUGAUGUCAAGAAUGCACAAUUUGAAGAAAUCAAGAUUGGUACUUAUGCAGCAUAUGCAACAGUUAUAUGAAGCACAAAAGAGGAAAUCAAAAACCGAACAUCUCAAUCAGUUAACUGAUCAACAAACUUUUUACGAUUUUCAUCAAAAUAGUUCAAAUUAUCUCAGUGAUAACACAUCAGACAUGUAUACAUCUUCAUGUUUACCUAGUACAAUAAACUGUUGUGCUGACAAUAUGCCAGUAAACACAAAUAUGGUGAAAUCAUUUGUUGAUCGUGAAUGUCAAACUAAUUUCAGUGUAGAACCAAAUGAUAAACUAAAUAGUGAUAAUUCAGACUAUGAAUUCCGUUUAUCAACACUCAAAAAGCAUAAUUCAUUACCUAAUUAUUCAAAUAAUGACUGCUGUCAAUACACUGAUAAUGUAAAUUCAAAUACUACAUCCAAUGUUUCAGCAUUGGCUAUGAUAGCAGCAAUGACAGCAGCUACAAUUUUUAAGCGAACAUUUCAACAGUCUGUUUGUCAAGCAUCGAACACAAAUUCAGAUAAUUUGUAUAAACACACGUUUGAACAAAAGAAUGAUUCUGCAUUCAAUUCCUCAAUAUCGUCCAUGGAAUCUCCAUAUUGGUCAGAUUUAAAAUAUCAUACCACUACCACAAAGAAAGACGACCCAAUUGCAUGUCCAACGAAUGAUUAUCAACUGUACAAUCAUGUUACUUUCAGUCAACCUACCAACAUAUGCAAUAGAACAGAUCUACUUCCACCUACCUUAUCUGUACCCAGUUCCACUUCAUACUACUUAGGUGGUACAAAUCCAUUUCCAUCUAUCUCUUCUACAGAUACUAGUAAACUGAACAGUGGUUUACUAAUUCCAGAAUUAUCACAUGAAACGGAAAUACGAAAUUCAUUAGAACCUAUGUUUAUUCGUAAUCUAUCAAAAAGCACAAAAAUACCUGAACUUAAUUCAUUAAAAACCAAUGAAGCGGAGUAUAUUAAAAACAAUGAAGGAAAUGAAUCUAAAUCAACAAAUAUUUUGGACAAUAAUGAACUGCACCAUAACUCUCGAUUGACAACUUUCAUUAAUACACGUGAUAGAUUUUCUGAUCGUAUAUUACAAGCCCGACAGGCAAUUGACAAAUGGAAUUUGCAAAAACACUGUGAUAUUAACGAUAGCUUAAACCAACGAGAAAAUCUUGUCAAUAAAAUAAGCAAACAACUAAAUGUAACGAAUGAAAAAAUAAUGAGUGACCAAUCUUAUUCUCAACAAAGUCCACGGGUAGAUGAAUUUCCUUUUUGCAAAGAAUGUUACUUAGCUUCGGAUUUUGUGUCCUCACCAAUUUCUCCAGAGCCUAAUACUUGUCAUGAUUGUUCUGUACAGUGUGAAGAUACUGUUGUUACAAAAAGUGCAUAUUCAGACAAGAGUAGUCUUGAAAAUACGUUUACAAAAAUGAAACCUAAUGCAUCGAAGACAAUGCCAAUUCAAAUUGUCAAACCAGCAGUUAGAAAUCAGGUGCAUAGUUCAAAUGCCAGUAACAGUAUUAAAGAGUUAUCUGUAAAAAUUGAGAAUCAAAUUAAUAAUAGUAAUGUGAUUCAAGCACAUCAUUUACAGCAACAUGAAAAUCGUAGUGUAUGUGAUUACAAGGAUAAGAAAGGAAUCAAUGAUAAACGGCAAAUUAAAGGUGUUCUGAUUAGAGAAAGUUCAAAGUCCGAAAGAACUAAUAAAACAAGUAGAAAUCCUAGUGCACAACGCAGUGUAGCAUGGGUUGAUGAAGUCUUGUCACAUCCAUUAACUGAUAUCAAUAAACCUGGUGAAUCUGUUGCUAAUGUAAAUCUCGAUUCAACGUCUCGAAGUGAUGCAGUUAAUGGUCCUAGUAUUAUAAAAUGUAAUGAGAAACUUGGCAAAUAUUCCAAUCGCAAUAAUGAUAAGAAUAUAACACUAACAAAACAUACUGAAACACAUCAACCAGCAAUCAAAACAAUAACAUCAACCACAAUGACAACUACACCACGUCGACUGCUUCCAAUGCCAAGUAACAAUAUGAUGGGCAAUAAUGAAUGAUGCAAAUUAAAUUUCACAAUUCUAUUUUUGAUAUAUUAUUUUGUUAUUUAGAAAUACAAAUAGAAACAAUUACAGAAUUAUUUUACAUUUAUUAGUAUGUUCAUUUUGAAUUUGUUCAUUCA